CCAAAUAAAUAAACAUUAAAAAAUUUUAAAUUCCCUCUUUAUCUUUAACCUUUGACAUUGUAAUUAUUAUGUGUGAUAUUGUGGACUUUCUUGAAUUCAUCUUGUUUGGAACUGUCUGUUGUUCUUGAACCUGGUUGUUGAUUUCUUUUCCUAGGCUAGGCAAAUUUUCAGCUCUUAUUUCAUCAGAUAAGCUGUCUACCCCUUUCUCUUCUUCUUCUGGGACUCAUAUAUUUUGAAUGUUUGUUGUUCAAGAGAUCCCUUAAUUUAUGAUUUUUUAAAAUUCUUUUCCCUUUUGCUGUUCAGCUUGGAUAUUUCCCAUUAUCCUGUCUUCCAGAUUGCUGAUACAUUCUUCUGCAUUUGCUAACCAACUGUUGACUACCUUUAGUGUAUUUUUUAUUUUUGUUAUUGUGUUCUUCAACUCUGAUUGAUUCUUUUUUAUAUUUUCGCUUUAUUGAAAUUCUCACUGAGUUCUUCCACUCUUCUCUCCAACCCAGUGCGCUUCUUAACAAUCACUGCUUUAAAUUCUUUGUUAGGCAUACUGCUUAUCUCUGUUUAACUUAGUUCUUUUUAUGAGAUUUUGUCUUACUCUUUUCUUUUUUGGAGCAUAUUUUUCUGGUUCCCCAUUUUGCUUGACUUUUAGUGUUUGUUUCUAUGGUUUAGACAGAACAGCUGCUUCUCCUAGACUUGAAGGAAUAGUCUUGUAUAUGGUCGUCCCCUAUGUAGACUGUAUGUACUUAGUGACUUUUGCUGGCUGUCUGGAGCUGUGGCAGGUAUGGGCUGGGGGUCCUAGGGCUUUCCAACAGUGGGUGACUUGGCAGGACAGCUACUGCUAAAGUGUAUGGGUGCAAGCCAGGGUGUUCUGAGUGUCUACCAACAGAGGGCAUCUUGGCAGGAUAGCAGAAACUGAAGUGGUAUUAUCUGGGUUUUUUUGAGCUUCUCUGUAGGGAAGUCACUCCAGCAGGACAACUAGAGCUGAAGCGGGUAUAAGCCGGGGGUUCCCGGGGCUCUCUGUGCAUCUGGCGCCCUGUCAUGACAGCUAAAGCUGAAGUGGAUGCAGGCUGGAAUGUCCUAGGUUCUACCCACUGAGGGUGCCCUGGCAGGACAGCUGAAGCUGAAGUGUGUACAAAUCAAGGUGUCUUGGGGCUCUACACACAGAUGGCACCUUGGUAGGAUAACCAAAGCUGAAGUGGGUGUAAACAGAAGUGUUCCAGAACUCUCUGCACAAAGGGUGCCCAAGGUGGGGUAUUAUGCUGGUGGUUCCUGUGGUCCUCUGUGCAGGGGGUGCACUAACAGGACAGUUAAAGCUAAACCAGGUGCUGGCUUGUGUGGUCCCUAGGUUCUCUGCACAAAGUAUGCCCUUGCAGGACAGCUGAAGCUGAAGUGGUUGCAAACCUGGGCAUCCUGGGGUGCUAGGUGCAGGGGGUACCUUGGCAGGGUGUCUGGAUUUGAAGCAGACAUUAGCCGGGAGAUUCCAAAGUGUUCUGUGCCGGGUGUACCUAGCAAGCCAUCUAACACUGAAGUGGAGUGGGACUGGAGUGUUGUGCACCUGUGUCACCUUGGUGUGAAGACUGGAGCUGUUGUGCGCACUCACUGGGGGUGUCCCGGUUCGCAUUUCCCUGUGGCCAUCUUGAUGGUAUAGCUGGGGCUGGUGUGGACUGGGGGUCCAGGGUGUGCUGAAGCACGAGGCUGGUUAGGGUGCUCCAGCUUUUUUCUCAUUCACAUUAUUAAGGUGGAAGGAGAGUUUAAACCAUGUGCAAGAGCCCUUCCCACCCAGAGAUUUGUAUUCCAGCAACUCCCCUCACUGGAUCUAUAAAUUAGUUACUGUUUACUUACUUUACUUUCUUACUUAUCUAUCAACUCUACACUCAACAUGGGGCUUGAACUCAUAACUCUGAGAUCAAGAGUGGCAUGUUCUACUGAGUGAGCCAGCCAGAAGCCCCAGUUAGUUGCUCUUUUAAACCAUAUCUUUUUUUUCUGUGCCCCGGAGUGACUGGGGCUGGUGUGGGUUAGGGAACCCCGGGAUCCCUGAAGCAGAAAGCCAGCUAUGGCGUCCAGAACCUGCUCCAGUCUGUGCUUUCAGGGUGGAGGGUGAGUGUAAACCUUGCUGCUUUUCAGUCCCUCUGACCCAGAGAGGGUUCCAUCUACUCCUCUGCCAUUUGGCACAGUUCUAGGGCUGGCUCUUUUAUAAACUUAGUUGCUCUUUUAAGCCAGAACUUUUUCUUCUGUGCUAGCAGACAGACAAAUCUCCUUCUGGUCCCUGAGUACUAACCCUCCCACAUGCAGUUAGCAGUGUUGGGGGUGGUGGUAACAAAGGCAACUUUGUUACCAUGUUACCAGUCUCUGUCUCUCUUGCCUUCUCUUUUGCUGUUCCUUUUCUUAUUCUGCAUAAGCUGUUCACUCAGCCCUCAGUUCUUCUUCCCCGCAGUUGCUCUAUAAAUAGGUAUAAUUUGGUGUGUUCUAUGGAGAAGACUGGAAAAAAGGAAAGGAGUAAUACCCUGAAUAUUGCAAUAGACAAUAUGUGCAAGAAGACAAGAGACCUUCGCAGACAGCUCCGUAAGGCUAUUAUAGAUCAUGUGUCAGACUCCUUUUUGGAUACAACGGUCCCACUUUUGGUUCUCAUUGAAGCUGCCAAGAAUGGCCGGGAAAAGGAAAUAAAAGAAUAUGCUUCAAUAUUUCGUGAGCACACCAGCAGGCUUAUAGAGGUGGCAAAUCUUGCUUGUUCCAUGUCAACAAAUGAAGAUGGGAUUAAAAUUGUUAAAGUUGCGGCCAAUCACCUGGAAACCUUGUGUCCACAGAUCAUUAAUGCUGCACUUGCUUUGGCUGCAAGACCCAAAAGUCAAGUGGUCAAAAAAAACAUGGAAAUGUACAAGCACACAUGGGAGAAUCAUAUCCAUGUCCUCACCGAAGCUGUAGAUGACAUCACAAGCAUUGAUGACUUCCUCGCUGUAUCUGAGAGCCAUAUCCUAGAAGAUGUCAACAAAUGUAUCAUAGCCUUGAGAGACCAGGAUGCUGAUAACUUAGACCGUGCUGCAGGUGCCAUCAGAGGACGGGCAGCAAGACUUGCUCAUAUUGUCACAGGUGAAAUGGACAGUUAUGAGCCAGGAGCUUACACUGAAGGUGUGAUGAGAAAUGUUAACUUCCUUACAAGUACUGCAAUUCCUGAGUUUGUAACACAAGUGAAUGUUGCCUUGGAAGCCUUAAGUAAAAACUCUUUGGAUGUAUUUGAUGAUGAUCAAUUUGUGGACAUCUCAAAGAAGAUCUAUGAUACAAUCCACGAUAUCAGAUGUUCAGUCAUGAUGAUUCGGACCCCAGAGGAACUGGAGGAUGUUUCUGACUUGGAAGAGGAACAUGAGGUGCGCAGUCACACCAGCAUUCAGACUGAAGGGAAAACUGACCGGGCUAAGAUGACUCAGUUGCCUGAGUCAGAAAAGGAAAAGAUUGCUGAGCAAGUUGCUGAUUUCAAGAAAGUAAAGAGUAAACUGGAUGCUGAGAUUGAAAUAUGGGAUGAUACAAGCAAUGAUAUCAUUGUUCUGGCUAAGAAGAUGUGUAUGAUUAUGAUGGAGAUGACAGACUUCACAAGGGGCAAAGGACCACUAAAACAUACAACUGAUGUGAUUUAUGCCGCUAAAAUGAUAUCAGAAUCAGGGUCAAGGAUGGAUGUCCUUGCUCGGCAGAUUGCCAACCAGUGUCCAGAUCCAUCAUGCAAACAAGAUUUGUUGGCCUACUUGGAACAGAUUAAGUUUUACUCUCACCAACUGAAAAUCUGCAGUCAAGUUAAAGCUGAGAUCCAGAACUUAGGAGGAGAGCUCAUCAUGUCAGCUUUGGACAGCGUCACCUCCCUGAUCCAAGCCGCCAAAAAUUUAAUGAAUGCUGUAGUGCAAACAGUGAAAAUGUCUUACAUUGCCUCAACCAAGAUCAUCCGAAUUCAGAGUCCUACUGGGCCUCGGCACCCAGUUGUGAUGUGGAGAAUGAAGGCUCCUGCAAAAAAGCCCUUGAUUAAAAGAGAGAAGCCAGAGGAAACUUGUGCAGCUGUCAGACGAGGCUCAGCAAAGAAAAAAAUCCACCCAGUGCAAGUCAUGAGUGAAUUUAGAGGAAGACAUGUCUACUGAAACCACUCUUCUACUCUGGUGUCCAUAUUACAAAAUCCUGGCUAAACACACUGCUUUACUUUUACACUUGAUUAGUUCUGUAAGUUCACUAACUUUUAGAAUUUAAUCCACAGAUAGUGUAAAACAUUGGAAGCAACAUAUAUUUGGGAUCAUGUCAUUGUCAUCUCUGUAUGGCCAGCACCUAAUAAGUAAUCAAUGUAUGCUUGUUGAAUGAAUGAACCCUUUAGGUGUCAUUUAACCUUUCCUACCGUAGACAGUAUCUUACACUUAUUACCGAGUGAACAUAGGAGACUCUAGGGAGUCCUGUUCAUCUGUAACAACUUAAGUACACUCACCUUAUCAUUUUGAAUUAAAGCUUUGACAGGAGCUCUUGACUUGGUUUUCAAUGAAAGCAAAAGACUUCAUAAAAUGCUUUCCCAUUUGAUCUCCAUAUUUUUUUUAUCUGACCCAAUCUGACAGACACCUGUGAAUCUCUGUGAUUCACCUGUAUCUAAUGUCAAUUGAUUAGGGUAACCUCAGAAACCAAGCUCAGCAGUCAAGUUCAGCCUUGAUUAUUAAUGAAGUAUUUUUUUAACAUUAUAAAGAUUACAGUGAAUUUUGAUGCCACAAGUGUACCUUUUAAGCUUCCAUGGUGUUCAGAAGUUCUGCACAUUGAGUAUUAGACUUAAAUGGGUCCUCCACAAUAGUAUAUGGCAGAAGAGUUAUCACUCGUUGGGGAAAUGAGACACCUAUCUAUAUUCCUGAGUGAGUCAUGAUAACAGAAGUAGAAGGAGUUCUGCCUGACUCUAAAAAUCCAUUUGUAUUAGCUUGCAAUUGUAAUUAAAAGGAAAAGGCCACUUUGAAAAACAUUUUGGCAUCGAGUAAAAUAUAACUGCAUCAAGUAUAUCAUUGAACUAUAAAGUAGAGUUAAUGGCAAAGAAGCUGGAGUGAUUUUGAUAACAUGAUUUAAAAUAAAAGUCGUUGAGGUCAUUUUAUGACUUCGAUCGCUGUACUUAUCCUUAGUUAAGUUCAUGAAGGACUUCAUAAUAGUCUUAGAGUCCAGUGCAUCGCCCCCUCCCUCUAUCCUCCCCUCCCUCUUUGCAGAAGUUAAGUUUCACUUUUCUCACACAUAGAAUUCUCCUUCACAACAUUAUAAACUUGUAUUCCCUAUUCUAUUUUAUCAAAAUUAUACUAUAAUUUUAACUUCACUUUGUAUGUACUGCCAUUAAUGAGUUAUUUCAACAAUUAUAUUAUCUUAAUUUGACGAAGUAAAAUUCAAACAUGCAACAUCAGUUGAUGCCAGAAGGACCGGUUUGGGUAAAAGAAUGUGUGAAACAUAAGAAUGCACAAAGCCGAGAGUAUCAUGUGUGUGGUACCUUUGGCAAAAUGGUAUGGGAAAAGGAUUUAUUUCAUAGAUAAUUAUCAAUUAUAUGGAAAGUGUUCACUUUUUAUUGUAAUGAAUUAUUUUAUUCUUCCAAAAUGCUGAGUUGCCUUGGCUCAGCAUAUAAACAUCCUAGGAGGUGAAAGCCAUAGGUCCUUCCUGCCUUGCACUCUGCACUGGCCCCCAAUAAUUAUUCCAGACAGAGUCCACUCCAUAAAAGAGAAAGCAAUGCAAAAAGGAAUUAGGGAAUCCAGAUAAUUCUAUUUUCCAGGACCAUCUAGAUAAGAAGGCAAAAAAGGGAGUUCCUUUCGUUGAAAUGCUACCAUUGCUUUCUGUUCUAAGGUUAGACAUUACAAGAGUGACAUCUAUGACCGUUGUUAUCUUAGAUAAAAGGGUGAGUUUAUAAUUUAGUUGAGAAAAUAGAUUUUUUUAAACACCAAACAACUAGCUCAAAAUCAUAAGUCUCAUUUAGAAAAUCUAAUGUCUGUUUGACCCUAUGUCAGCUUUCCGCAGUUGGAGUUUAGAAUGCAGUAUCGAUGCCAAAAGAACAGAAAUAACUGGAAAUUAUACAAUUACCAAAUAACCUCUACAUCUUGAAAAAAAUGACAUUUUAUCCCACAUGAGGUGUGAACUGGGCCUCUCCUUCAAAGUAGGUUGAUUUCCAGCUUAGCUCAAAGCGAAUUGCAAUUACACAAAACUUAAUUUAAAAAACAUAACUUGGAGAAUGCCCCAGGAGUAAAGUCUACUGUAGCAAUCAAAGGUGCAAUAAGAAAGAGAUGCAUAGAGGUGAGAAAGACAUCUGUCCAGCUGAGUGAAUUCCUGUAGCAGGCAACAUUUUGAGACUUAGUUGGACUCAAAACCACUAAUAAGUGCUUAUACAUAAGAACGACUAGCAGCAAAUGCAUUAACAAAACUUUGUACUAUAAAGCAUAGUUAAAUGAAACUUAUCAGGAAAUAAGAAUGUACACAUGUGUUUAUAUUUAAGCUCUUCUGCAGGGAAAUGGUAGAAAUUUCUUAACGAGAGUGUUGGGUUGGUGGCCCAUCCAUGCACCUUUUAAAAUUGCAUCACAGAUUUUGGUGCUUCUUCCAAUGAUACAUUUGCUUUAACCUGCUAAUCAAAACUCAAACUCACCUUUUUCUUUUAGUGAAAUUAAUUUAUGCUAAUUUAUGUAGGAAAAAAAAAUCCUUGAGAGGGAGGAGGGGGUUUAUACCACCUACAAGGAUAGUUCCAUUUUACUUAGUUGCCAGCAUCAUAGUCAAACAUCAGACUAGAAUCAUAAUGAUAACUUAAAAAAUACCCAUGAAAUCAUAAUACACCAAAGAUUCUUUUAAUUAGAAACACGGGAAGGUUUUUAUCAAACAGGAAGAAUGACAAAUAUAAAUGUCUCCAUUUUAUUUAUUACAAGUGGAAAUAAUUAGAUUAAAAUAUGUGUUCCUAAUGGAGUUUCUGGGUACAACUCAAUGAAGGAGUCAGGAGAAGAAUUCAAACCCUGAAUUGCUAAGGUAAUUUGUUAACAAUAUACUUUCUGUUUGUCUUAGAACAUGAGUGAAAACAAUGAAUAUUAAAAAAUAUAAUAUGCUUAAUUAUGCCUUCUGGCCUUCACAUACCUCUUAACUUAUCAAUAUCAGUAUAACAUAUGUUCCCCAUAAAAUGCCUUCUGUGUAAGGGCUAAGGACUCCAUAGCUACAUAGAAAGGCUUUUUCAGUCUGGCAUUCACUUACCAGCUUCAAAGGAGAACAGUUUCCAAGUCAUAAUACAGGAAGAUAAAAUCAUGGACAUGUAGAUAAGUGCCCAAUUUGAGCUUCAAACGCAAUAAUUAGUGCUCCUCACAUUCAGUAAUGAGUGGUUGAAAAGACACUACAAGAAGUAUUUUUAGUGACUUUCUACACCUUGACUUUCAGUGUGGUCUUUUCACCAUCCAUCCCUGGGCUAGGGAUCCUCCCAUUAACUGCUGAUGGUUCUCUCCCAGACUGAUACAGUCAGGGAUGUUCAUCCCAGCCAAUUGUGCCCAGUUAACGUCCAUUCCUCUUGGUCCAUGCCCCCAAAAUAUCCCACUCUCAUUUCUCAUCUCCUUAGGUGUCUAUCCCACAUAUAAAUUGGUCAAUAUAUUCUAUAGCUUUAAAAUUAUAAAUUUUAAUUCCCAGCAGCUUCCUUCCUUUCUUCCUUAUUUUUUCUUUUCUUUUUUUAUCUUGUUUCUAUUCCAGAAAACAUUCUUACCCUUUUCGGUAUCAAAUGCACACUUCCUGAUAGGGAUAGAGGUUCCCAUGGAUACAGAUUUCUGUAUAGAGAUAGAAUGAAUGGAAUGAAGGAAUGAGAUCUGAGAUUUUCCUGAUGAUAUUUACCAUUCUCCAGUGAAUUCUUUGCAGCAUUGCUAUCUUGUUUCAGUAUCAUUGUAAGUAAUUCUCUAGGUCAGCAAAAUACACACCAGAAUACCAAGUUGAAUGAAAUCUGUACUUUGUUUUGUCAGCCUGUCUUUUGUCAAGACAGCCUGCCUAGUGCAUAUUCGCCAUUUUUCUGUUGGGCUAGUCAGAAAUAUUUCCCUUUGACUUGAUCAGAAAGUUUAGGGUCAUCUAAUUAAAAGAUUGUGAAUGCAUAUUAUUUCAAAAAUCCUUUUAAGUACACUGGGAAAAUUUCUGCAACCUGAGAAAUCUAUAUUUAUAUUUCAUUUUCAUUUAAAUAUCACGUAUCAGGAAAGAACACAGAAAAAAAAACGCUGUAGCAUUUUUUGUCAUAAUUCUCUUUCCAUAUUGUUAUGAUAUAUUUAAUAUCAGUAUUUUGCAUAUUACUAUAACAAAAGCCAGGCUUAAUGACAGAAACAUCUACAUAUAAAGUUUUAAUUUUGAUGUCUUGGGUCUAUUAGGAAAGAAAAUAUAGAUGUUACUAAAACUAAAGAUGUCUUAAUCAAAGCUAUAACACUAUCCUAAAUAUCUACAAGAGAGAAAAGAAGACAUUUAAAAUUUUAUAUACACUUGUUGCCAUUUUUAGCCAAUUCACAUGAACAAAACAAUUUUCUAUUAGAACAAAAGAAACAGUAGUUUACAACAGUCAUCACUUUACAUGUGAACUUUUCCCCCUACCAGGAUAGAUAGGAUCUAUUCCUGAACACUUCAAAAGAAGAUAAUUAAUACUAUUUGAGAGAACCAUUUCCAAAUGGAACCCAACCUUGCCAGAAUCCUGUUUAUGGGCAAUAGAUAGUUUGUAGGGCUGACCUUUAUGUAGAUUCUAGGACAAGAUAUUUCAUGGCUGCAGGCUGGCUUAUGGCAUCCAAAAGUCCCCAUUGGCUUUAUGGGAACAAAUCACAAAGACUACCUUUCAACAUGAGUUUCACAAGAAAAGGCAAUAUAUACAGGGCAGUUCUAAAGGGAUGUGGGUAAGAAAGUGACAGAGAUGGCAGAGGAGGAAUAAGAAAAGUAGUUGCAGAAGCAGAUAACUUAUAGCCAAACAGAGGAAGAGGUUUUGGUUCUACACAGAUUGGGGAGCUUCCUCCUGAGGAAUAUUUUAAAGAUAGAAUAAGUGUACUUAUCUUUGGUGGUUUGGGUGAAGUCAUGUUGGAGGCAGGAGGAUGAGCUAUAUAAAUUUUGAGGAUGAUUUAAUGAUAUUGUUUGUAAGAUGAGAAAUGGAAAUUCUAGCUGCUGAUGGGUGAAAUUCUUCCCAAUAUCAGAGCUCAUCAGGAUAAUUACACGUUAAUGUAUUUAACAAAUAUUUGUUGAGUAACAAUGAUCUCUCCCAGGCACUUCUCCAGGUUCUUGGAAUACAUGAGGUAAAAAAAACACAAACAGUGGUCUUUACCCCAUGUGCCCACCUAGUUGUAAAUGCUAUUACCUUAUUUUACUCUCUCAAUAGUCCUGUGGGAUAAACAUUGUUAGAUCCAUUCUAUAGAUGAGGAAACUGAAGCUUAAGUAGGUUCAAAAUCUAGCUCAAAAAUUCAUCGACUUUACAGUUUUGUUUGUUGCACUCUAGAGUCUGAACUUUAGCCAUUAUACCAUCCAGACUUCCUGAAAAAAGAAAUGAGAUUUGCUCAGUUUAAAAUGAAAUACAUAUUUCAAAUGCUGGCUCCUUCCUAUGUAACAGCAAAAAGAUAGAAACUUAAAAAUGAUGAUUAGCAAUCCAUAACUAGACCAUUUAAAACUGAUAAAAGAAGUAAUUAGGUGCAUAUUCUCACCUCUAAUAAUCUCAAUUAGAAUAUCAGAUAUAUGAGUAAUGGAUAUUUCAUCUAUAUAUCUGGAACAGGAUGAAAAUGCUUGACAAAUUACUUUUACUAUUAUAGAGGAGACCUCUUCAGUGGAAAGGCCUGUUCCAACCCAUCUUCAGCAUGGGUUGUUGCUGAAAACAUUUGUUGGCACCACGUCUUUCCUAUUUCAUUGCUAAUGUGUGUCUGUGUGUUUAAAGUUAUGGAUCCCAGCGUACUGUUGGCCAAGGAUUAUUGGAAUAAGAUAUAGUUUCUUUGUAUUCCCAAGAGACCCAAACUAGAGCAAAUGUAUGUUUCCUUCUUUAUGGAGGUCACAAAUGUAUGGGGUAUAUGCCUGUCUGCAGGUGUGUAUAGUCCUUGAACUCUACAUCAUCCUUCUUCCUACAGCUAACUAAAGGCUUGAGCCCUCUUUUUGCUCAUGUUGCUGGAUAGGCAUCCCUAUCACAGGCCUGGGGGAGUUUAAUGAUUUUCUGAUCUUUCUUAAAAUGGAUUCACAGGUAUUUCCUCAAACUGAGAAUAUGUUUAUUUGGGGUCUUCACUUUUGGGUACCUGGCAGUCAUGAUGAUUUCUGUCCCCAAUGUAGGAAAACGAAGCUCUUGAGAAGGAAUUUCUCUUUGAAAAAAGCUCAGAUUUCUAACAAUCCUCUCCAUAAAUCUCUUCAAAAAGAGAUUUAAUUUUUUUUUUUUGUAAAAGCUAUUAGCGUUAGUCCUUGCGUUUUCCUUUCAAAUGAGAUAUCAUCUACUUCUCAAGUUUUCUUUCCUUUGCAUUUUCAAGACGAAUGCUUAUUUUUAAAUCUGUUUAUUUGAACUUGGAGGUAUGCAGCCCCCCUUUGAUAAUUAAAUCACAUAUUACACAAUCCCAAGCCAACUGCCGUCAGUCACAUCAUUUUGCCAUCUUUGUGAAUUAGGUUCAGAUAAACUCUGGUAUUCACCAAGAGUCUCAGACAGGUUUUCUUGGCCUGGACUUCUAACAUCAAAUUUAGACUGGAAUGUUUAUUAAUAAAGCAAAGGGGCAAGUCGGAGAUGGUGCGUGCUCUCAGUUAAACAGGACUUCCCUUCUUCCUGACACUUUAAACAUAAAACUGAUUUCAAAAACACUAUAGAGAUAGUGUUCCAUUUUUGCCAAAACUCACCCCAUUAUGGCUCUGUGUUUUUCUGUGUUGGUAUACAAUGUGUCCAUGCGGAUGUAAAUAUGAGAAUUUUAGCAACUUUCUUGCAGGGUUAAGUUGUCCUUCUUACUAGUUUUGAAAUUUUUCUUUGUGUGGUACAAUCCUUCCAAAGAAAAGGUCAUUGGACCUAAGUGAUAGCAGUCCCUGAAAACAGAGGUAGGCAUGUUAUUCCCCAUUUAGUACCUAAUAGUUGGGACUUAAAGUCUUAAUUUUUUCUUGGGUAAGUUGGUGAUUAAAUAUGAACUAAAACUUCAUGAAAGAAUUCCAUUUUGAUUAUGUUUUAGUUCUAUCGUGACUUGGCAAAAGAAAAAAAAAGAAUCUGUUACUUUACCUUAUGUACUUUUACAAGCAACGACUUUAACAGUUUAAACUUAGUGACAUUUCUGAAGGUGAUAUGUGCGGUAUAAUUCAGGAUGAAGGGCAGAUUUAGACAAAGAUAGCCUGAAGUGAAAUAAAAGUAAGCAAAAAUAAUAGUCAUGUUUAUUGCAGCAGUAUCUUGAGAGCUUAUGUUUAGUGGCAUUUGAGCUAUUUCAAACCACCUUGCUUGUACAGCUUACCCUGCUGUUCAGAAGGCAGAGUGAGGUCAAGUGAACCACUCGCUAUAAUAAUGGCCAAUUCAAGGCAGUUUUAUGGUUUGGAUAUAGAUAAACUUUGGCAAAAUCACUUGUGGCUCUUUCAGACCCAUAUUUAUCCUAAAAGUCAAUUUUACCAAUCACUAAAAAUGAAUUAUUUAUCCAAGAAUAGAAAAAGCUCUUCAAUCAUCUCAUGACAUUGACAUAGAAUCCCAAAGACUCCAUGUUUGAGAUUCUGCAUGCCUUUUGUGCUUAAUUAAACCAAUGAAAAUUUUCUUUCAUUUUGUCCUCAAAGAGUGAAUUAUUUCACAAGUGUAACCUGGGUUUGUUUUGAAGUUAUGUAGUAUUAUUUGAAACAAUGUUUUAAUUUCAACUGAUAUCACUCUGUAGUUUAUUCAUAACUUGCUCAACUGAUAAUUAAACUAUGUUAAAGCAACGAAAA
Messenger RNA from Felis catus (domestic cat), 11841 nucleotides. It is a transcript of the gene CTNNA3, whose product is annotated as catenin alpha 3. The record is from RefSeq and is a predicted model, not a curated record. The transcript has 12 exons. The coding region runs from base 2328 to 4109 and encodes 593 amino acids. Gene Ontology annotation, molecular function: actin filament binding; cadherin binding; beta-catenin binding. Gene Ontology annotation, cellular component: adherens junction; fascia adherens. Gene Ontology annotation, biological process: cell migration; cell-cell adhesion. NCBI's taxonomy places the organism in Eukaryota, Metazoa, Chordata, Mammalia, Carnivora, Felidae.